AUGCUUCGCAGCCAGAGCGUAUCCUAUCUUUCGGAAAAGAGAAAAACCGGGCUUUUCAUGUCCAUUCGGAGCCGCAAGUCAUCCAUAAAAGAUCUCAGUUCUAUCAUUGGCAAACCUCGGCCUUUAAGCCAGCUGGCCGACACUUUACUAGCAGAUAACACCGUUACGAAAAGGAAAAGCAUGUUCGUCCCAAGCUCAGUAGCGGAAAACAAGGAAAACCCGGAACAGGCAAGGAGCCUGAAAAUCCCGGCGGAUUUAAAAGGAAAACGCAAACUGAUGAUUUUCAAAAGCAAAACUACCAACUUCUCCAGCGAAAAAACAUUGACCGGCGUCAACCUGGAACCGAGCGACAUCAUAUCUGUUGAAACCAUCCCAAUAGACUCGCCGCUUUCACAAAAGACAAAAGUUGAAAGUUUGGAUGCAUCACCAAUAGGAGCCAUGGACUAUUCUAUAUACUUGAAGGACUUUGUUGAAAAGGAGGAGGAAACAUCAAAGCCAAGUAAGCUCCACCGCACGGUCAAUCUCACCAACUUUAGUGACUUCAAAGGUGACGCUCGUUUGCCCAUGGGAAACAGGCUCAGUAUGGAAGUGGAAACCAAAGAGUUGGAAGACUUGCAGCGCCAAUUGAGUCGCCAAGACAACGUACGUGUUUCGAUGGUGGAGAACGCCAUUUUCCUUAGUUUCUUCCGCGAUCAAGAAGAUGCACAAUCGCAAAUAGAAGGCCGCUACUGGGACAAACUAGAUGCUUGUGUGUUCAAAGAGGAAUACAAUAGUGACGACAAGAUGUACAUGUACUUUUGA
Molecule: messenger RNA, 801 nt
Organism: Clavispora lusitaniae ATCC 42720
Lineage: Eukaryota; Fungi; Ascomycota; Pichiomycetes; Serinales; Metschnikowiaceae
Source: RefSeq, a predicted model, not a curated record